Messenger RNA from Cuscuta campestris, 923 nucleotides. The record is from the annotation of a GenBank genome assembly. Lineage: Eukaryota; Viridiplantae; Streptophyta; Magnoliopsida; Solanales; Convolvulaceae.
UAUUGGUCCGCCAAAUUAUGACUCCAACUUGUACGCGUUUGAUGUCGAAAUCUCUUGCUCCAUGUAAGAUUUGGUUCGUGGUCCCCCAAUUUUGCCGAGUUUGAUUCCUUGGGAGUUACAAAACUUUAGGACAAACAUGUUGGGCGCUAUAAAAAUUCUCAUUGACACUCUGCCAUAUGCGUCAAAUGUGGUCUCUACAGUAAUUGAGCAAAACGCUGAAGCACAGGAUCACGCAUCCAAAGAGGAAUCAAGAGUUGACUCACAAGUUGGAGAUGAAGUGGACACCGGGCCUGAAGCAAUAAACAAAGAUGACGGGAGGUCCAACGUUGUGGACAAAAAUGAAGGUCCUCUUGCAGAAGAUGUUGCUAAUGUCGACAAGCCAGAUCUUACUUUUCAAGAAUUUUCAACCUCAGCUGGUGUGGUCAUUGAAGAAUAUGCUAUUUCAAAAAGUGUUGACAAAGUGAGAGAUGAAGAUGGUAAACAAGCACCCGCACCUAUGUUGAUUGACACCAUCAAGUUGUUUGAGCUUGUCGAUGUGGUCAAGACGGAGCACCUGGUUUCACCGAGAGCAACUACAUAUGUUCUGCGCCCCGUCUUAUCUUUCCAUCACUUUUCUCCAAGAUCCAAGAUGGUUGAAGAUUCAAAGAGUGGAUUGCUCCUUUGGUUCAACAUUCUUUCUCCGGUCCUAAAGCACGAGUGGGAGCCUCCACCUUAAGGACAAGGAUCAGUUCGGUCCUUGUUCACCCCUACCUCCUCCUGUCUUAUCUUCUUCGCACGCAGCUUCCGUCCAGAGGAGGAGUCGCCGGAAAGCUUCGCCGGACAUCGGGUUCCUCACCGGGAUUGUUCGCCGGUUCAAGGUAGGGGCCAAGAAUUAGAUGAAGAGCAGCCCGGAGGACAGUGAAGCGUGACACUAGUGGAUGGCC